GCUAAGGAUGAUGAGAAAGACAGCUAAGAACCCAUAAAUGUCCCUUGAACGCAUCCAUGUAAUGUAAACAAGAAAAAAUGCUCUGGUUUGUUCUCCCCCCAGUAGCAAGUAAAAACAAACAACGAGCAACCAGAAUUCAUCAUGCAAACUGUCCCUUUCAGUCUCUGUGUCACAAAUGGCUUUAAGUCUCUCCGAUCUCUCCCCUAGGUUUUCUUGCCCACUCAAGAUGCCAAAACUUAAUGCCUUUCUCCUGUCCAUCUUUAAAUAGAUCCCAAGUAUCAUCCUUCCAUUCGUAGGGCUGGUGCGGUGCCCUCCCUCUUUAAUUCUCUCUUCCAAGUUCCAAGUGAUGAGCUUGCAGUGGUCCAGUCAGUUUUGCCAUUCUGGAAAGGCUUUAAACCUUUAUAUUUUCUCAGCUUUGGCACUUCAUCAUUGUACUUGGAAUGACUUUAGGGCUUCUAACUGUAACCUUCACUAAGCGCAUGCAUGUGGCUGUCAGGUGAAAUAAAACUGUUUGUGAGUAUACUGAUGAUGAGCCAAAAUCAUGGAAUUCUAGGGUGAUUUGGAAGUUGGGAUUCUAUAAUCGGAGAAAUCGUAAUUUACUCCUCUCAUAUCAUGUAGAGUGGGAGACCAUAGUGAAGAAUAACCAAUCCUGAAAGUGGACUCUAACCUCUAACAAACUCGAUUAGACAACUAAAUAAAUUCUUAAGCUAAUUCUUAACUCUGCUGUUGGUAAAUUGACACAGUUCAAUGGUAAACUUUUAACGAAAAUGUAUCAUAACAUAAAAGUGGUAUGUGUAGAUGCAGAUUGGGGGAAUAGGUACUCAAAAGUGGAAGAAUGGCUUAAAUGUGGGUAAAUUGUAUGGUACAACACAAUAAAGGUUUUCAUCAAAUACAGCAAAGUUUUCCAUUAAUGUUCCCUUAGCUGCAUGCAAUUGCAUAGGUACAGCCAAGGACUUGAAAAGUUCAUAACCUCAGGCGACUGGCUUCAACUACCACACAUUAACAUCACAGUACACAAGGUCCUGAAAAACCUCCAUGAUUUUUGUGGCCAUUUUUUGAAGAAUUGGUAGAAAAAUCCAAGCAGUGUGGGGCUUUCUCUGUCUCUCUCUUGAAUGUAAAAAGCAGCCGAGCUUUUCAUUUCCAACUGCUACGAAGUUAGAAAGAAGCCAAAUUCGUGAAGCAGGGAAGGCUUAUUGGUUUCAAACCCAAACUCCUCCACCCUUCACUUCCUGACAAGAAGCACUUGCGACUGCAUCUUACUGCUGCUGCUUUCAUUGCUCCUUUGGUUGUCUGUCUUCUUCCAAACAGCACAAUUCACAAUCAAUUCUUCACCAGAAAGAAUCUCUCUUCUCUCUUCUUCUUAUCUUGUCAAAGUUUACACUUGUACCGCUCUUGAGUCUCACAUGCACUAUCCUUAAGCAACCGAAAAAGAUUAAAAAGACUGAAUCUUUUUGUUUUUUUUGCCCUCCAUUGUAUAUCAAUCAUAAUCAGUCAACAAAGCUCCAAAUUUGUAUUAUUCAUUCAUUCCAUCAUCCUUUCUUGGCCACAUUCUGCCUUACCCAUUUCCAGGCGCCCUUUGGAUUCCACACAUUGGCCACUAAAUAGGCUGAAUUACCCAGAAAUGUGUGCCACUGGGUUAAAGCUUUAGGCUUUGAGACUUCAAUUUUGGAGUAUUUUUCUCUCAUGAAAUGGGUUUGCUCAAGCUUUCCUGGGUGGUUUGUUUGCUUUCGAUAUUGGGCUAUAGAUCUCUUCUCUGUUGUGAUGCUGCUGAUGUGUCUCUCAAGUUCUUGAAGGCUCCACAUGAGUUUUCUCAGUUGAGCAGAGCUACAUUUGAGUUCCUAGCAUUUCUGGGUGAGAAUGAGAGUGCUGCUUGUGUUAACUGUACUUUCAGUUGCAAGCUUGAUGGCGGCAAACCUACAGAUUGUGGAUCCAGGAAGGUUUACUAUGCAGGGUUGGAAGAUGGCAACCAUGGGUUUGAAGUCUGCAGCAGUAAUGGAAGCUCUUCAGUCGUCUGUGCUGACUACAACUGGACUGUUGACACCGUCUCUCCAAGUGCUUCCAUUGUUGCAUCAUCAUCGUUCACAAAUUCCAUAAACGUUUCUGUAAAUAUCACUUUCACCGAGCCCUGCACCGGAGGAGCAGGUUUUCGAUGUGCAUCAGCGGACUCUUGCGAUCUGCUAGUAUAUGGUGCUGGCCAAGUGAUGCCAUCUUCCUUCACCGUUCUUGAACCAAACCUCAAGUAUUCUCUUAUGGUGACCUUGUCGCGUAGCGUUGUAUACGGGCGAGUUGUCUUGGUAAUGAACAAGAACUUCUGUACUGAUAAUGCUGGAAACAUGUUUACCAGAACAGAGAAUUCUAGUUACUUUCUUCGAUUUGAUAGGAGGAGUGUGUUUGUUGACAUGAGAACUCGAAUUCCUGAAAGGUUACUUCAACUCCAAGGCGAAACCAGGACGGUUCAAGCAACUAACAGCUAUGAUAACCUCAAGUUGUAUCUUUACUUCUCGGAGCCUAUCCUCAAUUCAUCAACUGAAGUGCUGAAUUCUCUUAAUGCAAGUGGAGGCUCACUGCUUCCAUUAAGUGGAGAAAGCCUUGGCAACCGUAGAUUUGGUUUCGAGGUUGUAAAUGUUUCUGCCAUUUCUAUUGUUACAGUUGCAAUGCAUUCGGACUCGAUUAUAAGCAGACCGGGGACUCCAGUCUCUCCUAUUGCACCAGCCACCUUUCUUUAUGAUUCUGAGAAGCCUGCUGUGAGGCUAAGCACAACAUCCAACACAAGGACAAGGGAACACAACCUUCUGGUGUCGAUAAAGUUCAUGAAACCAGUAUUUGGUUUCAACUCUUCUUUUCUAUCGAUCUCUGGAGGGCAUUUGCAGAGCUUCCAUGAAUUAAGUAGGAGCAGCUACAUUACAGAGGUACAAGCUGAUGGCGACACAGUAUCAGUUAGUGUUCCUGGCAAUAUCACUUCUGAUAUUGCUGGAAACAAGAAUCUCCCAUCCAAUGUUCUACAAGUGAGGCACUAUUCCGUACCUAGAAUCUCGUGCAUAGUAUCCACAUUUUCAACUGCUUGCUUCAUUGCUACAUGUCUAGUUGCUGGACUGCUCACUCUGUCAACAGCUAGCCUUCAGGCCAUUGGAGCAUUUUCAAGGCCAUCUCCCCUCCUGACUUCCGAGCCAACAAGGAAUCUUUUCAGAAUUGCAUGCUACGUUCAGAUCUUCGCACUCUCUAGGUGGUUGGCUGUCACACUCCCAGUCGAAUAUUAUGAAGUCUCAAGAGGCUUAAGAUGGAGUGUUCCAUACUUCACACUACCCUGGGAAACCGGGAGUAUUCACUCAGUAACUCUACAACCAAAUUCAUCCGCUGUUGUUCCGCAUUCUUCUGCCAUUUCUACAUUCCAUAAUCCAGAAAUCCCCAAGCAAAUGUAUAUGGAAAAGGAAAGAUUGAGCAUGGCUGCUUCAGUAUAUGGAUUGCCACUUACUCCAAUGGAGUACAAAUUCUUUUUCGAGAGCCAGGACAUGAAACCAGAAGCAGAGUUUAUCAUGGAAACUCAGCCUUCCAAUGGGUGGAAAGAUUUUAAUAGAAGUAUGUUCUGGUUAGCAGUAAUCUGUGGUGGUCUAGUAUUGCUGCAUGCCAUAGCACUCCUGAUUCUCAAGUACAAGAAGAGAGAAGAAGAAUCUCAAAAGCACAGCAACAAUGGCGCAUUGGUAUUUCCAAGAUUUGAAAUAUUUCUUCUGGUUCUCGUGUUGCCUUGCAUCUGUAAGGCCUCUGCAGGGUUGGUGAAAGGUAAAACGGUUUCAGGCACUAUAGUCGGGAGUCUACUGCUUUCAGCAGUUGGCAUGUUGCUUCUAGCCUUGCUAUUAUUCCUCUCCAUUGGGAUCACUCUAGGGAAGCUACUCCAGUACAAGGAAGUCCAUCAAGUAGGCCAGAUCUUCCACUGGUAUCAGGAACUGGUUCGCGUCACAUUAGGCCCAGGGAAGAGAGGCCAAUGGACAUGGAAAGAUCAGCCAAUCAACUCAGCCCAGCUAACGAAGCUCGGUCCUUUGUUCGAAGACCUCAGAGGCCCACCGAAGUACAUGCUUUCCCAGAUAGGAGUGGCCAGCAGCAAGUACAGGGACAGAAUCAUUGCAUCAGACGACGAGACAGAAGAUGCAGAAGCACCCUUCAUUCAGAAACUCUUUGGAAUUCUCAGGAUCUACUACACAUUGCUCGAAUCCAUCAAAAGAGUCGCUCUGGGGUUCAUCGCUGGUUCAUAUGCCAACACCUGGUCUUCCAAAACCCCGAGCACCGUCUUACUCUGCAUCACUGCUUUCCAGCUCUUCUUUGUGGUUCUGAAGAAGCCAUUCAUCAAGAAGAAAGUGCAGCUAGUCGAGAUCAUCUCCCUUUCCUGCCAAGUCCUGACUUUCACCACGUGUUUGAUUCUCUCAAAGAUGGAACCUUUAUCGACAAGGAACGAAACCCGUGUUGGGAUCUUUAUGGUUGCGAUGUUCUUGACCGGUUUCUUGGCUCAUACGGCAAAUAAAUGGUAUGCCUUGUACAGACAGACGAAAAAUCUGGACCCAGCGGUGAAGUCGUUCUCUGCAGGUUUGAAGAUGGCAGCAGUUGGGUUGCUGGUUUUCUUGGGGACCAAGAAGAUGUGCGCUGGCUUGCUCUCCAAGCUACCGAAGAAAGACAGAGAGACAGGUGGUGGGGAAACGGCUCGGACGUCGUCGGCUGAAAGGGACAAGAACUCGGGAAGCUCGGGGACUCCAAUGGUGGAUAAACCGUGGAUGAGACAGCUGAGAGAAAUGGCGAAGGCGAGUUUCACGAGAGAAGGAAGCGCAGGUGGCAGAGGUUUAAGUGUUCCGACGGAUCCUUCCAGCAGUAGGACCAAAUGGAGUGGGUUAUGGGGCAGUAAGAAGAGCGAGAGCUCGUCUCAACAAUCCUCUGCUGAUUUCAAGUCUAGACCAAACCGCUUGUACAAAGAUUUAGAAGCCAUUUUUGCAUCUAAAUGAUGUAUUUUCUUUCCUUACUUUCUUAAUAAACGAGAGUGUGAAGGUUUUAACAGGGAAUGCAGACAAUCAAUUCCUUAGAUCAGUCUUUCUUCAAAUUGGAACAUAACACUUAAUAACCUUAAGUAAUCACC
Linum trigynum is the source of this 5116-nucleotide messenger RNA. Lineage: Eukaryota; Viridiplantae; Streptophyta; Magnoliopsida; Malpighiales; Linaceae. The record is from the annotation of a GenBank genome assembly.